CACUUAUUCCAAUGUGAGAAACAAGAGUUGAGAGACUGACAUCAAGAACUGAACUGAUCUUUGUGAAUAAAACGAUGUGGACUUUGAUUCUCUUCAUUUGUUCCAUUCCUGUUUCAGGUGCUUUAUGGGCAGAAAAAAAUGCAAUGGGAAUUUUGGGAAGAGCGAUCACAAUAUCUUGUCACUAUGAAGCACGGAGGUACCAGCCAAGCAUGAAAUAUUGGUGUCAUGGAUGGACUCGUCAGUGUAAGGUUAUAGCAACGACAAAUUGGCCAAAUGGGAGAAUAUCAAUCAAUAACAAAACACAAGGAAUAUUUCUUGUCACAAUCACGAAUCUUCAAUGGGGAGAUGCAGGAUGGUACAGCUGUGGGAUCGAGACUCCUGGCCUUGACCCAAUGUUUAAUGUAAAGCUGAACAUCUCUGACGAAGCCGUUUCUGUUCCUGGGCUUCAAUAUUUAUCCCAAACAAAUGUCUCAUGUUCUGGGGGUUCAGUGACAGUCUCCUGUGAGUCUGCCCAGGGAUCCCUCCCCAUUCACUACACAUGGUCUGAGAAGAUGCCAUCUCAAGAUUCAAAGAUCUCUUACACCAAUAAACUGGAUCUACAUUGUCAAUCCUUCACACAGCGACAUCAUCAAUAUUACUGCACAGCCUCAAAUACUCAGGGAACAAAAUCCAGUGAAAUUGUUCAUGUGUCAGUCAACAAGGUAAGAGAGAAGAACUGCAGUUACAGGAUACAGACCAACAGCAUCAUUACGUUGCCUGGGAUGUGAUACGCUGGGUACUCUUCACUCUCCUGGUGAUUUGUUCUGUUUCAGUCACGAUGUUUAC
Chiloscyllium plagiosum (whitespotted bambooshark) is the source of this 825-nucleotide messenger RNA. The record is from RefSeq and is a predicted model, not a curated record. NCBI's taxonomy places the organism in Eukaryota, Metazoa, Chordata, Chondrichthyes, Orectolobiformes, Hemiscylliidae.